This is a messenger RNA of Penicillium argentinense, 708 nucleotides long. RefSeq lists its product as uncharacterized. The record is from RefSeq and is a predicted model, not a curated record. The transcript has a single exon. Lineage: Eukaryota; Fungi; Ascomycota; Eurotiomycetes; Eurotiales; Aspergillaceae. Bases 1 to 708 code for a protein of 235 amino acids.
AUGACGGCCAACAUCCCCGCCAUCCUUCUCUUGUGCCAGGACAAGGCCUUCAUCCAGGCGUUCCAAGAGGCCAUGCUCACUCGCUGGCCCACAUACACUCCCGACAAAGUAAAGAUCACAACAAUCAACGAGCGCCUCAACAGUCUCCCCGAGAGCUAUAAUUUCGACCUCAUCGUCUCCCCGGCAAAUUCAUACGGUCGCCUCGACGGUGCCUUCGACCACGCCAUUUCCAAAACAUUCAGUCCGCACGACGACUACCACGCCGUGACCCGCUCCGCGCAAGCCGUGCUCUACGACCGAUGGCGCGGAUUUGCUCCGCCGGGAUCGUGUACGCUGGUAGAGUGGGGGCUGACGCUCGCAACUAACCCGCGCGGAUGUCGCUGGCUGGCGCUCUGUCCGACGAUGCGAGAACCGAGCGACGUCAACUGGGAUCGCGAGGUUGUGUACGAAUGCACGUGGAGUCUACUGUGUCAAAUUGAGGGCCAUAAUCGCCGGAAAUCGGAUAAGAAGAUUCAGACUAUUCUGAUGACGCCGUUUGCUGCGGGUGCUGGGAGGGUGAGUAAGGAGCGAUGGGCGGCGCAGACUGUGACUGCUUUGAAGCAGUUUGCCGAGUCAGUUGAACAGCCUCAAGUAUGGGGUAGUCUGGAGUGGGAUAAAAUUGAGAAGGUUUGCGAUGAAGUCACUGCUACUUGGAAGGGGGCGAAGUAG